UACCCUCAGGUUCCAGGGUCCCCUCCAUACCCUCAGGUUCCAGGGUCUCCCGGGUCCCCUCCAUACCCUCAGGUUCCAGGGUCUCCCGGGUCCCCUCCAUACCCUCAGGUUCCAGGGUCUCCCGGGUCCCCUCCAUACCCACAGCUUCCAGGAUACCCCGCCUCCCCCCCAUACCCUCAGCUUCCAGGAUACCCCGGCUCCCCCCCAUACCCUCAGCUUCCAGGAUACCCCGGCUCCCCUCCAUACCCUCAGCUUCCAGGGUCCCCUGCUUCCCCUCCAUACCCCCAGCUUCCAGGGUCCCCUGGCUCCCCUCCAUACCCCCAGCUUCCAGGGUCCCCUGGCUCCCCUCCAUACCCCCAGCUUCCAGGGUCCCCUGGCUCCCCUCCAUACCCCCAGCUUCCAGGGUCCCCUGGCUCCCCUCCAUACCCCCAGCUUCCAGGGUCCCUUCCAUACCCCCAGUUUCCAGGGUACCCUGGGUCCGCUCCAUCUGCCACUACAGGAGCUGCACCAGUAAAUCCCCAGAUGCCAACCACCAAGACUGCUGCACCCACUACUACAGACCCUCUUGAUUCUGAGUCAGUGGAGCUGCCUCUGCACCCUGGGUUCCCUGGCUCCCUUCCAGGGUCCCAGCUUCCAGGGUCUCCCGGCAACCCUCCAUACCCACAGCUUCCAGGAUACCCCGGCUCCCCUCCAUACCCUCAGCUUCCAGGAUACCCCGGCUCCCCUCCAUACCCACAGCUUCCAGGAUACCCCGGCUCCCCUCCAUACCCUCAGCUUCUAGGAUACCCCGGCUCCCCUCCAUACCCACAGCUUCCAGGAUACCCCGGCUCCCUUCCAUACCCUCAGCUUCCAGGAUACCCCGGCUCCCCUCCAUCUGCCACUACAAGAGCUGCACCUGUAAAUCCCCAGAUGCCAACCACCAUGACUGCUGCACCCACUACUGCAGACCCUCUCAAUUCUGAGUCAGUGGAGCUGCCUCUGUACCCUGGGUUCCCCGGCUCCCCCCAGUUUCCAGGGUCCCCCGGCUCCCCCCAGUUUCCAGGGUCCCCCGGCUCCUCUGUGGCACCUCCAUCUGCCACUACGAGAGCUGAUGCAGACCUGUCUGAUCCUGACUCGGCAGUGCUGCCUCCUUACCCCUGGUUCCCUCCAUACCUUGGGUACCUCAGACCGUUCCCAACCCCCACAAGGGCUGCACCUUCAGAUCCACAGAACCCAACUACUGCAGACCUUGCCUAUCCAGAGUCGCCUAUGCUCCCUUCAUACCCCGGGUUUCCCCGGUUCCCUGGACCAUUCCCAACACCUGCUCCUAUGAGAUUUGUGCCCACGUCUGCUGCAGCUCCUGGGUGUCUCAAAGCCCUCUACAGUCCUUCAAAGCGCAAGUGGGGUCAGCAUGUGGCCCCUCCGGUUAAAAUGUAUGAUGUCAUGUACCAAGAUGAUCCUUCCCGUCAGUCCAAUGUUAUACAGGCUCCAGAGGCUACCCCCAAGUAUUCCACCACUACUAGUCCUGAGGACCAGAGUAGGAUCCCUGGGUUUGGUCCUCACAGCAAGGGUACACUCCCUCCUCCACCUGCCCUUAAAGACUCGUAGCCAAAUACCCUAACUUUCUUAACGAUUCUUUUUUUCAACCCACUUGUCUCCUUUUCUUCACUGAGACUUAAAAAUUUAAAUAAAGAAUCCCUUGUACUUGUA
Molecule: messenger RNA, 1689 nt
Organism: Osmerus eperlanus (European smelt)
Lineage: Eukaryota; Metazoa; Chordata; Actinopteri; Osmeriformes; Osmeridae
Exons: 3
Coding region: 523-1587 (354 amino acids)
Source: RefSeq, a predicted model, not a curated record